CUAGAUAUGUGUUUCCACCGAAAGCUAAUUUCAGUCGACUGGAAACGUGCGGCUCACUUGCACCCGGGGUCAACCGGAAGACGGAAGCGACAAGAAAAGGAAAAGAAUAUUAGAAAAAAAAUCUUCGCGACCUCCCACGAGUCACCGGCCUGAGCCAAUGAAAAGCGUCCGUGCGCGAAAGAAGUCCCGGUUGAAUCCUUGCAUAUAUACAAGGCCCGAUCUUCGCAGAAAAAAAAAACUGAAAAAACACAGCGCAAACAGAUAUCUUUGUUCUUUUAAGCAACUGUAUAUAUUCUUUACACAAUGGCCGAGAAAGCUAGAACUAUUCCUUCCUUCACCAUCGGUGACUACGGUGCUUUUGCUCUUGCCGGUGCCAUGGGCUGUGGUAUCACCCACGGUGCCAUGACCCCAAUUGAUGUCAUCAAGACCAGAAUCCAAUUGGAGCCUGCUGUGUACAACACCGGUAUGGUUGGUUCUUUGAGAAAGAUCGUCUCCUCUGAAGGUGCCGGCGCCUUGUUGACCGGUUUGGGUCCAACCAUCUUGGGUUACUCCAUGCAAGGUGCUUUCAAGUUCGGUGGUUACGAAUUGUUCAAGAAGACUUUCAUUGAGCAAUUGGGUUACGACACCGCCAAGAACUACAAGAACUCGAUCUACAUCGGUUCUGCUGCUUUGGCCGAGUUCUUUGCCGACAUUGCUUUGUGCCCAUUGGAGGCCACCAGAAUCAGAUUGGUGUCCCAGCCAAACUUCGCCAACGGUUUGAUCGGCGGUUUCUCCAGAAUCAUGAAGGAGGAGGGUGUUGGCUCUUUCUACAACGGUUUCACCCCAAUCUUGUUCAAGCAAAUUCCAUACAACAUUGCUAAGUUCUUGGUUUUCGAGAGAGCUGCUGAGUCCAUUGCCGCUGCUGUUCCAGGUGAGAAGGCUGACUUCACCUCUACCACCAAGACCGUUGUUAACUUGAGUGCCGGUAUUGUCGCCGGUUGCGCCGCCGCCAUUGUUUCCCAGCCAGCUGACACUUUGUUGUCCAAGGUCAACAAGACCAAGAAGGCCCCAGGUCAAUCCACUCUCGGCUUGUUGGGUCAAUUGGCCAAGCAAUUGGGUGUCCGUGGUUCUUUCGCCGGUUUGCCAACCAGAUUGAUCAUGGUUGGUACCUUGACCUCCUUGCAAUUCACCAUCUACGGCUCUUUGAAGAACGCUUUGAACUGUCCUCCAGGUGUCGAAUUGUAAGCUUUCUUUGGAAGUUUAUAGACCGCUGUAUUUAUCUUAAAUCACACGAACCUGAAUUAGUUGCUUCAUAUCAUAGACUCUAUUGCUGUUGCAUUCCUCGUCACUUUUCGUGUUUGCGUUGCGGCAAGCAAGUUUCUCUGAAAUACCUCGUAUUCUUACACCAUUUGCUCACUUGAAAAGUGUGAUAAGGAUGAAGCUAGAAAAUUCACCGAAAGCAAACCAAAAGAACGAAAUGAGAAUGCGAAAAGGAAAAC
Messenger RNA from Metschnikowia bicuspidata var. bicuspidata NRRL YB-4993, 1478 nucleotides. It is a transcript of the gene MIR1, whose product is annotated as Mir1p. The transcript has a single exon. The record is from RefSeq and is a predicted model, not a curated record. Bases 304 to 1224 code for a protein of 306 amino acids. Gene Ontology annotation, molecular function: phosphate transmembrane transporter activity. Gene Ontology annotation, biological process: mitochondrial phosphate ion transmembrane transport. Gene Ontology annotation, cellular component: mitochondrial inner membrane. Lineage: Eukaryota; Fungi; Ascomycota; Pichiomycetes; Serinales; Metschnikowiaceae.